Molecule: messenger RNA, 3734 nt
Organism: Pezoporus flaviventris
Lineage: Eukaryota; Metazoa; Chordata; Aves; Psittaciformes; Psittacidae
Gene: ACSL3
Product: acyl-CoA synthetase long chain family member 3
Exons: 15
Coding region: 198-2339 (713 amino acids)
Biological process (GO): long-chain fatty-acyl-CoA metabolic process; long-chain fatty acid metabolic process; neuron differentiation
Cellular component (GO): plasma membrane; endoplasmic reticulum; lipid droplet
Molecular function (GO): long-chain fatty acid-CoA ligase activity
Source: RefSeq, a predicted model, not a curated record
AUGGGGAUUUUCCAUCUUUCAAAUUUCAUGCAGUUGCCUGGGACAGCUCCUGUUGAGGAAACUGAGCCAGGAACAGCUGGUAUCAACUGUUGCACCUGUACCUGCCACAAUGAGAAGUUGCAUAAGAUCUUUUCAGAUACCUGUCUAAUUGGUCCAUGUUUCUGAAUUCUUCCUUGUAACCUUCGCAAGCAGACAAAAUGAAGUUGAAGCAUAACAUCAACCCUAUUCUUCUACAGUUUAUAAACUUUGUAAUUUUGGUGUACACCUUUGUAACAUACAUUCCGUGGUACAUAUUUUCAGGGUCAAGGCAGGCUAUAGCAAAAGCCAAGCAGGUUAAAGCUAAACCUGUGAAUAACAAGCCUGGGGCUGCGUACAGAUCUGUUAACAGUCUACAUUGCUUAGCUUCAGUUUUAUAUCCUGGGUGUGAUACACUUGACAAAGUUUUUAAAUAUGCCAAAACUAAAUUUAAGGACAGAAAGCUCUUGGGAACACGUGAGAUCCUAAAAGAGGAAGAUGAAAUCCAGCCAUCAGGAAAAGUUUUUAAAAAGGUCAUCCUUGGCAAGUACACCUGGCUUUCAUAUGAAGAUGUAUACAUUAAAGCUGUUAAUUUUGGAAAUGGCUUAGCAGUAUUGGGUCAGCAACCAAAGACUAACAUUGCUAUCUUUUGUGAGACUAGAGCUGAGUGGAUGAUUGCAGCACAAGCCUGUUUCAUGUGCAGCUACCAGCUUGUUACUCUAUAUGCUACUCUGGGAGGCCCAGCAAUAGUACAUGGACUGAAUGAAACAGAGGUGACCACCAUCAUUACUAGUAAAGAAUUGAUGCAAACAAAGCUGAAGGAAAUUGUUUCUCAAGUUCCACUGCUGCGACAUAUUAUUACAGUGGAUGGCAAACCAACAACAUGGUCAGAGUUUCCCAAGGGUGUCAUUGUUCAUACUAUGGCUUCUGUGCAAGCUAUGGGGGCCAAGGCAGAUACUAGAAACAAACAGCAGGCCAGGCCUGUGCCCUCAGAUAUUGCAGUGAUCAUGUACACAAGUGGAUCCACAGGAGUUCCCAAAGGAGUUAUGAUCUCCCACUGCAACAUAAUUGCUGGGAUAACAGGAAUGGCUGAGAGGAUUCCAAAUCUGGGAGAAAAAGAUAUCUAUAUUGGCUAUUUGCCUCUUGCCCAUGUUCUGGAGCUGAGUGCUGAACUUGUGUGUCUGUCUCAUGGAUGCCGCAUUGGUUACUCUUCACCUCAGACACUAGCUGACCAGUCAUCUAAAAUAAAGAAAGGAAGCAAAGGUGAUGUUACUACACUUAAGCCAACCCUAAUGGCAGCUGUCCCGGAAAUUAUGGAUCGUAUCUAUAAAAAUGUCAUGAAUAAAGUGAAUGAAAUGACUACUUUCCAGCGGAAUCUAUUUAUAUUGGCCUACAACUACAAAAUGGAACAGAUUUCCAAAGGUUACACAACCCCGCUCUGCGAUAGCCUUAUUUUCCGGAAAGUACGAAUGCUGCUAGGUGGAAAGAUUCGCAUCCUGCUUUGUGGAGGAGCUCCACUCUCUGCAGCAACUCAGCGGUUUAUGAAUAUUUGUUUCUGUUGCCCUGUAGGACAGGGGUAUGGGCUAACUGAAUCAUCUGGAGCUGGAACAAUCAUGGAAGUUUGGGACUACACUACAGGGAGAGUGGGAGCACCUUUGGUCUGUUGUGAAAUCAAGUUAAUGAACUGGGAAGAAGGUGGAUAUUACAACACUGAUAAACCAUAUCCUAGAGGUGAGAUUCUUAUUGGAGGGCCAAAUGUGACUGUGGGCUACUACAAAAACGAAGUACGGACCAAAAAAGAUUUCUCCGUUGAUGAAAAUGGGCAGAGGUGGCUCCAUACUGGUGACAUUGGAGAAUUUCAUCAAGAUGGAUGUCUAAAAAUUAUUGAUCGUAAAAAGGAUCUUGUAAAACUCCAGGCAGGAGAAUAUGUUUCUCUUGGCAAAGUAGAAGCAGCUCUAAAGAGUCUUCCACUGGUAGAUAAUAUUUGUGCAUAUGCAAGCAGUUUCCAUUCUUAUGUCAUUGGAUUUGUUGUGCCAAAUCAAAAGGAACUUGCAGAACUAGCUCGAAAGAAAGGAUUUAAAGGAACCUGGGAAGAGAUCUGUAACAGUCCUGAGAUGGAAAAAGAGGUGCUGAAGGUGCUAGCUGAGGCUGCCAUGGCAGCUAAUCUGGAGAAGUUUGAAAUACCAGUAAAAAUUCGUUUGAGCCCUGAUCCUUGGACCCCUGAGACUGGUCUGGUGACAGAUGCGUUCAAGCUAAAACGCAAAGAGCUCACAGCGUACUAUCAGAUGGACAUUGAUCGAUUGUAUGGAAAAAAUGUAAAAUAAUUCCUUUUUUCUGCACCACUUUUCUACAGUGAGCUUGGAUCAAAUAGGAAAUACUUGAAUUGCCUGUCUCAGCACUUGAGAUCAACACAGGAAAGUACCAUUCCUCAUUUUCAGCUCAAACCGUUAUUUCUGAUAGCAUCACCAUGAUGACUGGCAACUUCAGUAAAAUGUUAUGGCAGCAAACCUGUGUCUGUCUCCUUUUUUCCAGUCUUCUCUGCUACUUUGUCAGUCUGUGGAUUUUACCCGAGUCUUUUUGGGAAACCAUGUUUCUGAAGCCUCAAGUUUUUAAACACUUAUAAAUCCUGUAUAAUGUUUUAUUUGUAUCUUUAAAAUUUGGAUGUAUAUAAAGAGAACUUGGCUAUAUAAGAAAUGGUUAUACUGGAGGCCUUUUUUACCUAAUUAUUUAAAGAUAAGAAGGUAUUGACGUUGUGACAUUAUAUGCAUUGAAAACGCUUGUAACAAGGUCAUUGUUGAACAGAGAACCAUGUUACUUGCUGCUGUGCUAGUUUUCUGUGUGAAUUUGAGGGAGAAAGUGUUUGACAUUCCAGCUUCUGUAAUAGACUAAUAUGUGCCUAAUGGUUACUUUUAUUUUUAUCUGAAAAUGAAAAGGUGGUCAUGGCACAGCUCUGCAUAAAGGCAGGUACUCUUGCAGGUAUUAGUUGAUGCUUGUUUAAUGCAAAAGACGCUGUUAACACAGCGGAAGUUCAACCUAAGAAUAAUCUGUCAAAUACAGAAACUCCUUUUUGACAUAGCUCAUGACCAUUUCAUCCAGUAGUUGAAUUGUGUAAAGCUAAUAUGAAAUCUCAACAUUAAUUUCACUUUUAACACUUUGUAAGUUUGACAGUGUCCCCUCCUUUUAGCAGAGGGACUGUAACAGCUUUUGUUGUUUCUCCUUAGGUUUGGACAUUACACUUGGUUUGCUCUUCCAUUGUUUGGCAAAACCCCUGUUCUGCCUAGCUGCAACCCAAAUCUAACUGGGGGGAUUUUUAAAGUCAUAAUGACAGUUAUGUUCUCGGCUCACACAGUGCCUAGCUGCCCUUUGUGCCAUUAAAAAUCUCCCUUUAAUUCUGUGUUAUUUAUAAUUUUUUUCUUUAAAAACACAUAUUUGAAGUAUUUGUCAGCUGGAGUUACUUAUGUUGCUUGGUUUGUUACACCCAGUUCUUACCUUGGGAAGGAGUUUCAAUUCCUGUUUUACUAUAGAUAUGUGAAUAUUGUUUGACAAACUAAGGGGGAUCUUUUCCUCUUCAGAGAAUGUUUAGAUUUGUUUCAGAUGUGAAUUUUAUUUUCAAAAUAUUUCUAGAAAGACUGUGUUAAGCAGGGUUACAUGAGAAUGUGAAUAGGCAUACGUCAGUCAACUUCUUGAUGGGGCAAAUAUUAAAAUGACUUUAAUUUGGA